GAGAUCGUUGAUUUAAUUUGACAAAAUCAAUGUGCAUAAAAUGUAAAAGGUCGUUCGUACAUUUACGAGAAGAGAAAUUUGUCGAAGCGAAUCAAAAAAUUCGGCUUAACAGUUCGGUUUAACAGUUGAAUAUGGUAGCAUUUCGAAGUUACUAUAGAAUCGAUAAGGAAGUUCAGGAUGAAAGCCAGUCAUAAACAACUUGUUUAUCUUCUUAAUCGUUCGCACCGAUUAUUCGCAAUACACGGAAAAUCAUCCUAAAGUUUCACUUGCAGAUGAUCAAUGUUGGAAGAAUGGUAUUGUCGUUCAAUUGCAAACAACAAUGCAGAUGCAGAAGACGAUGAUGAUGACAGUCCGGAGGAGGAAGUGCCUAACUACAAGGAUCAGUAUCGAAAUCUUAAGAGAAAACUAAAAUUUUUAAUCUACGAAAAUGAAUGCUUUCAAGAAGCUUUGAGGUCUACGCAGAGGAAAUUACUCAAAGUAAAUAGGGAUAAAAGCUUUUUAUUAGAUCGAUUAUUACAGUAUGAGAAGGUAGAUGCUUCAUUCAGUGAAAGUGAUGAAACAGAAUCAUCCGAUGAAGAAGUUACUCGUCUUGAUACUUCAAAAAGGAAAAAAAUAGAAAUGGGCAUUAGUAAUCAUACACCUCAUCAUAUACCAACAAUGACAAAAUCUCAGCUCAAUACAAGCAAAAAGAAAAAACCCGCUCCAAAAGUAACGAAAUCAAACAGCACACCUAUAGUACAAUCGUCAAACAAUGUGGUACCAAUGUCUUUGAUGUCAGAUGGUCAUAUGACCCCAGAAGAAGUAGAAAGACAUCUAGAGUCUCGACAAACUUACUUGGAACUAGUACCAGAGAAAGCACCACCUACUGUUCCAACUGAAAUGUUCAGCAAUGAUCCUUCGUUAGACAGGUUAAGCAAGUAAAAAUAAUCUAUAAUGAUCAGUCAGAGGAGUUCUGUGGAAAAUGUUCUAGAAAAAAUUAUAGUAAAAAUCGAAGCCGAAUCCAACCAGAAAAAUACAAAUAUUAAUUUGACCAUAAAACGGAAAUAUAAUUCAAAACACGAGUCGAAUAAAAGACCGAAAUUAAAUCUGCACGAAUCUCUCAAUGAAGCGACGCACUGUCGUAUUUGCUAUGAUUCUUCUCACCAAUUACCUAUUAUAUAUCCCUGCAAGUGUAAGGUUGGCCAAAUGUCACUACUGUUAACAUUUCAAUAAGAGUAUGAAAUAAAAUAAAAUAAA
Molecule: messenger RNA, 1236 nt
Organism: Frieseomelitta varia
Lineage: Eukaryota; Metazoa; Arthropoda; Insecta; Hymenoptera; Apidae
Product: INO80 complex subunit E-like
Exons: 6
Coding region: 280-921 (213 amino acids)
Biological process (GO): chromatin remodeling; protein ubiquitination
Cellular component (GO): Ino80 complex; nucleus
Molecular function (GO): ubiquitin-protein transferase activity; zinc ion binding
Source: RefSeq, a predicted model, not a curated record